UUUAACCUGUUUAUGAUUGAUAUAUUUACCGCUGAUAUUAUUAAAAUUUACUAGUAAUAUAUUGAUAUAUCAAGCAUAAGUGUACAGUGAAGUGUAAAAAUUUAGCUACUAGCAUUGUGUUAAGUAGUUUUUUUUGAUUAUUGUGCAAGUGCGUUAAAAUGUUUAAUCAACUUGGCGGCGGCGCUAACAACCCCAACAAGGAUCUGGAGGUGACUUCCCCGCCUGAUGAUACCGUGUCUUCGCUGGAAUUCUCACCACCAUCUGUACAACAAACAUUUCUCGUCGCGGGUAGCUGGGAUUGCCGAGUACGAUGCUGGGAAGUAGAAAUUUCUGGCAAAACUGUGCCAAAGGCUGCACAAUCUAUGGAUGGGCCCAUUUUAGAUGUGGCAUGGCAUGAUGACGGAAGCAAGGUGUUCAUGGCCUCCACAGACAAAAGUGUGAAGUGCUGGGACCUAGCGGCCAAUCAAUGUGUACAGGUAGCAGCGCAUGAUGCUCCUGUGAAGACCUGCCAUUGGAUCAAAGCUCCCAACUACAACUGCCUGAUGACCACAUCCUGGGACAAGACCAUCAAAUUCUGGGACACACGCAGUGCAGUGCCCAUCAUGACAAUGAAUCUCUCGGAACGCUGCUACUGCGCUGAUGUGGAGUACCCAAUGGCGGUGGUGGGCACGGCCGACCGCGGCAUCUGCUUGUACACGCUGGAGGGCAAGCCGGCCGAGUACAAGCGAGUCGAGUCGCCGCUCAAGUACCAACACCGCUGCAUCGCCGUCUUCCGUGACAAGAAGACCAAGCAGCCGACAGGCUUUGCGCUGGGCAGCGUAGAAGGCCGCGUCGCCAUCCAGUAUGUGAACCCAGUCAAUCCAAAAGACAACUUCACCUUCAAAUGCCACCGCGCCGGCGGGGGUACCAGCGGCAGCUUCCAGGAUAUCUAUGCGGUGAACGACAUCGCAUUCCACCCGGUGCACGGUACACUGGCCACUGUGGGCUCGGACGGGUCCUAUUCCUUCUGGGACAAGGAUGCACGCACCAAGCUCAAGUCUUCGGAGACCCUCGACCAGCCGCUCACCAAGUGCGCCUUCAACCACAGCGGCCAGGUGUUCGCCUACGCCGUCGGCUACGACUGGUCCAAGGGGCACGAGCACUACAAUCCUGCCAAAAAGAACUUCAUCUUCCUGCGGCCGUGUUUCGACGACCUCAAGCCGCGGACCACGUGAACGCUACGCCAUGCACCGCACCACAACUUGUUUGCUAAGAAAACUCAACUAUUCCUGUUGUUAUUUCAACUGAAUACUCUCCUGAACUGUAUAAACUCCUAUCAAUAUUACCUGAGUCAAGAUAAUUUACAGACAUACUUUUUUCUUAAA
Messenger RNA from Papilio machaon (common yellow swallowtail), 1364 nucleotides. RefSeq names its product protein Rae1 (gene Rae1). Gene Ontology annotation, cellular component: nuclear pore. Gene Ontology annotation, molecular function: ubiquitin binding; RNA binding. The record is from RefSeq and is a predicted model, not a curated record. The coding region runs from base 159 to 1214 and encodes 351 amino acids. NCBI's taxonomy places the organism in Eukaryota, Metazoa, Arthropoda, Insecta, Lepidoptera, Papilionidae. Gene Ontology annotation, biological process: transcription-dependent tethering of RNA polymerase II gene DNA at nuclear periphery; RNA export from nucleus. The transcript has 8 exons.